AUGUUCAGGUCAAUAAUUCUCGUGGUGUUACUGGUCUACGGUGCAGCUGCCACCUCGCCGGGAGUAUGCGGCGAAAACGAACUCUGGCUGCAGUGUGCACCAUGCAAUUGCGGAAAACAUGAAGUGUACAAAACCUGCGGAACUGCAUGUCCGAGAACCUGUAAUGAUAAGGGACCAGUGCCGUGUACAUUGCAGUGUGUGGAGGGAUGUUUUUGCCAAGAUGGCUACGUACUCGAUCGAAAAGGCGGAAGGUGCAUUCCUGAAUAUCAGUGCAGAUACCAAUGUGGACCAAAAGAAAUCUACAAGAGUUGCGGAAGUGCAUGUCCGAAGGUUUGUGGAAAGAGCGACUUCGUGCCAUGCCCAGCCAUCUGCGUGCAAGGAUGUUUCUGCAAGCAGGGUUACGUUUUCAGUCGAGAGGGCGGAGUGUGCAUUCCAGAAUCAGAGUGUUCCAUAUCGAGUGAGUGGAACCUUUUGCAAUCUAUCAGAAACGCCCACAGUGGAACAAUUGAUAAACGAUUCAACGAAUCCUUAUACGGUUCCCAUAUGUGA
This is a messenger RNA of Anisakis simplex (herring worm), 549 nucleotides long. Lineage: Eukaryota; Metazoa; Nematoda; Chromadorea; Rhabditida; Anisakidae. The record is from the annotation of a GenBank genome assembly.